GCACUGCCCAGCAAUGCCUGCAGCUCUGGAGGGCUCGGAGGGGGGGGAUGAAGGAGACACCUUGCGCUACGAGGAAGCAGAAGAUAACAAUGUCAGCCCCACCGACCUCUCGGAGCUGCUGAAGGAGGGGACCAAGGAGUCCCAUGACCGUGCUGAGAACACCCAGUUUGUCAAGGACUUCCUGAAAGGACGGAUCAAGAAGGAGCUCUUCAAGCUGGCCACCGUGGCACUGCACUUCACCUACUCAGCUCUGGAGGAGGAAAUGGAUCGCAACAAGGACAACCCGGCCUUUGCUCCUCUGUAUUUCCCCCUGGAGCUUCACCGGAGAGAAGCCUUGGCCAAAGACCUGAAAUAUUUCUAUGGAGAAGACUGGAAAGAGAAGAUCCAGUGUUCAGAGGCCACUCAGCACUAUGUGGACAGAAUCCAUCACGUGGGCCAGCACGAGCCGGAGCUGCUGGUGGCUCACGCUUACACACGCUACAUGGGGGACCUCUCAGGUGGCCAAGUGCUGAAGAAGGUGGCCCAGAGGGCCCUGAAGCUGCCCAGUACUGAUGAAGGGAUCCAGUUCUACAUGUUUGAGAACAUUUCCAAUGCUCAGCAGUUCAAGCAGCUCUACAGAGCCAGGAUGAACGCUCUGGACUUGGACAAGAACACCAAGGAGAGGAUCGUGGAAGAGGCCAACCGAGCCUUCAGGUUCAACAUGCAGGUGUUUGAUGAACUGGACAAGAUUGGCAGGUCCCUGACAGAAGAGGCCCAAGACGGAGGGUUCCCAGCCCACGAUGGCAAAGGAGACAUCCGCAAGUGCCCCUACUAUGCAGACAAGCUGGCAGGCACAGCAGGACCUGCCUGUCCCUACCACGUGGCCGUGGCCCUGGCCAAGCAGCCCCUGGUGCAGCUGGUGCUGGCGGCCUGCGUGGCCGUGGCAGCAGGAGCUGCAGCCUGGUACCUGAUGUGA
Chaetura pelagica (chimney swift) is the source of this 955-nucleotide messenger RNA. It is a transcript of the gene HMOX2, whose product is annotated as heme oxygenase (decycling) 2. The transcript is spliced from 6 exons. Gene Ontology annotation, molecular function: heme binding; heme oxygenase (decyclizing) activity. NCBI's taxonomy places the organism in Eukaryota, Metazoa, Chordata, Aves, Apodiformes, Apodidae. The record is from RefSeq and is a predicted model, not a curated record. Gene Ontology annotation, biological process: heme catabolic process; response to oxidative stress; heme oxidation. The coding region runs from base 14 to 955 and encodes 313 amino acids.